Rhipicephalus microplus (southern cattle tick) is the source of this 3036-nucleotide messenger RNA. RefSeq names its product Vacuolar H[+] ATPase AC45 accessory subunit (gene VhaAC45). The record is from RefSeq and is a predicted model, not a curated record. Gene Ontology annotation, molecular function: ATPase activator activity. Gene Ontology annotation, cellular component: proton-transporting V-type ATPase complex. NCBI's taxonomy places the organism in Eukaryota, Metazoa, Arthropoda, Arachnida, Ixodida, Ixodidae.
UGCUGUGGUCAUAUGAUCACACAAACAUGGCGGCAGUUUGUGGCAACCGGCGGCUCACCGUCGUAGUUUUACUAGCGUUUACUAUUUAUUCUUCGGUGCUUAGCGCGAAUGUCGAAGUUCCAGCCUACUUUUGGGGUUCUGAAAGUGGCUUGAAGAAAAUCCCGCAAGUGGGUUCAUUCGACAAGGUUGAGCCAACUACUUUCGGAAACUCGGUGGCCAAGCUCGUCGCCCAAGAAAAUGCCGUGGUCGUGGCGUUUGUGCAGGACAAGCUCAGUGCAGAAGACCUCUCCAGGGCAUCCAGUGAUGACCGAAGCUACAAGUACCUAAAGGAUGCCUUUGGCAAAGAGCAUGUGCUUGUGCUGCCCUCUGUGGAAAAUCCUGUUGAUGCGCUCACAUCGCACGGUGGCCUCGUGGUGACGCGCCUCAACAUCCCCGACGUUGGAGCAGUGCAGUCUGCCCUGGACGGCCUGCACGACGGCAGCCAGGUGUUGCUGGUGGACUUGCCUCGAACCGUCGGCGUUGAGAGUCGGUUAUCAGCGCUCCAGCAGGCUGAUACCAUCAUGGAGGCCACCAUGCAAGCCCUGUCAUCGGGAGGCAAGAAGUUAUUUGGCCUGUACACGGGCAGAGAUUUGGCAUCGCCAAUGUUGGAGGCGGCUCACUUGACCCGCUCCCGCCGCCACCUGCUGGCCGUGCCUGAGGCAGCGCCAUCUAACGAAACUUCGGGCGUGAUCAUGGUGCGCAAGGACUGUAUGCUCAUGUACGGCCGCUCGGUCACCGUCUCCUUCACCGAGGAUCCCAAGGCAGCCUCGUUCAACUCGGUCACCUACAACGACACGCUGAGUCCUAUGCCUGUGCCUCAGUGUAGCUCGGACAAACAGCACGCCAACAUCACUUUGAAGUUCCCAGAUUCCGGACUUGUCAAGGGCUUCAGCGUCUCGAUGGUGUUCAAGUAUGAUUAUCGUGGUGGCUAUGCCCUCUCCGAGAUGAAUGCCACUCUGAAAGACUACAAGGACCUGCAGAUGCGGGUCAAGGACCUCUGGUGGCCCCGAGGCUUCUCCUUCUCCUGCUCCUUGUCGCCAUUCCGGCAGUACAAUGCUACCAAGCUGCCGCAGUUGCAGCUGCAGCUGGACACCUUCCAAGUCGAGCUUGUCCAGAAUAACACUGGUCAAUUCUCGGAAAGCUAUGACUGUGCAGGCUUCUUCACCACGGUCAUCUGGAUGGGCCUGCUGGUUGUGCUGCUGUACCUCGUCAUUCUGGGCACGGGUGUGUUCUUCAUCUACGACAUCCGCACAAACGACCGCUUCGACGACCCCAAGGGCAAGACUAUCACAGUCACAGCCACCGAUUGAUCCCUUUCUUGUCUCGUGUUCCUGUUGUUGUGCCCCUCCCCCCUCACUGAUGUUAGUCGUCGUCAUAAUGAAAGUAUAGCAGUGUUCUGCGUGGAACACGUUUUCGUUAUAUAAAUAGCUCCUGGCUGAUUGUUAAUGUGGUAACAGAAGUUGGUGGUCCUCUUUUUCUUAAUAUUUUUGUCGGGCUUCAGGCUUGUGGUGAAUUCCGAGGGCAAAGUUUGAGCCGACAGUGAAAGUUUCAUCUUGUGAAAAUAUGCAGAAUGUUGCAAACAGAAGCCGCCUUGUUUCAGAAUGUUCCACUUUUUUCCAUUUCUGUUGAGCAGCUAUUGCUGUGCCCACUGAACCAUUGCGUAAUGAUCUUUCGUGUUAUACAGAUGCAGUGGAUGUCAGUUCCUGUUGAAUGUAUGUUUUAUGUCCCACUGCCAAGCGCUUUAUUGGUUACACGAGCUGAAAUAGUAUGUACACAUCGUCGUGAAAAGUUGUUUUACUCUAUUUGUUCUGAAUGGUGAACUUUUGUUUUGAAUUUGAGUAAAUGGUUAUUGCCAGCCGUGGAAGAACGUUUUGGCAAACUUAGUUUGGAAAGCCUGUAAAAAUAGUGAUGAGCGUCGAUUAGAAAAUGGGGGCAGUGCUCUACUUGUAUAUAGUACAUAGCAUUAUAUUUUUUUCUUGUGAAUAUUUCUUUUUUUUCGGUCUUACUGUAGUCUUGUAGAUAGCAUGUGGCCACUUGGAAUUCUAUUUGCAGGCCUACUUAGCAAGAAAAAAGGGUUAUUUGUCCUGACAUCAAAGCAAAACAUGCGUGUCUGUCUGAAUGAUAAUCGUGUGAAUAUUAUUUCGCUGACAUAUACGUUUGCUGACGUGAAUUGUUUGGCAUAAUUGUGUACGUGAGUGAAAUUAAUUCAGAUAGAUGUGCUUUUAUGCGUGUGCACGACACAUUCAUGCGUGCCUGGCAGCCUUGUGUGCUUUUGGUACAGUUGGUCGAACACAUGAUGCGCUGCCCGAACUUCCUUUGUGGUCAUGAGGUGUGGACGUGCGAAACAGGAAUUCGCUUGUUGUUCUCGAAAAACGGCCGCAUACUUCACAGCUCAUAGUUCAGGUGCACGACCAGAGUUGGCAGCACCUGACAUGCUGAAAUUUUUUAUUCACUACGCCAUCACUACUACAAAAAAAAAAUGCAGGCCAUGAUGGCUCCUGUUGAAGCUCCAGCCUUGCUUGAAGUGACUCUCACAUUUUUUGUUAAUGGGGCAAUUUAACAAUAAGUAUGCUGCUACGGCAAACAUGCACGGUUUCCAUGUCGUGAACAAGAUCGUCCAAAAACGAGCCAAAGGGUGGUGCAUAUGGGUUAAAUAUGUUCGACCACACUGGAUUGGGCCAGCAUUUUUUGUCAAGGAAGUACACAAGUGUCGUCUCCAUGUACAGUGUGCCUUGUGCAACAUGUCGUGUAAUGCCAAGCUGUUCAUGCCUAGUCAUAUGCAGCGAGCACAAGUGAUUCUCAAGUCUUCAAGAAGCAACGCACUCCGUGCGGCGGUGAAGUGCAAGGCUUAAGAAAUCCUGUCUCUCCAUUCCUUGAUAGAGUGCAGUGCGGCAUGCCAUGGUCGCACCUUGAUUUAAGAUUGUGUAAUUUAUUCAAGUAUGCACCUUUUAUGUGCCACUUGUCUUUGUUAAUAAAGAAUAAAGCACUUUUUUUUUU